GCUGGCACAGACAGGAGUGUGUGUCCCCUUCCAGACCCUCCGGACGUCUUCCUGGCAUCGCAGGCUGAUUUCGAGGACUUCAGCAGAGACCUGGGACAGCUGGGACAGGAUUUGAUAAGAUUUGAGAAGGAUGUUCAGAAGGUUUGCUCGGGCUCCCCGGAGGAACAACUCCAACCAUUUAAGGACAAGAUGGAGGCGUUUCUUCUCAAUGCACAAAAAGAUCACACUGAAACCUCCAUACAGCUGAUGGAUGUGCAGAAAAGUAUUCAGGACUUGAAGCACUACUUUGGCCUGAAACCAAAGAGCAGAGAGAAGGAUUUCUUCAUGCUCUGGUUCGAGUUUUGUUCCGACUUCAAAGUCCGGUGGAAAAGAGAGAGCAAGAAGAUUUCCAAAGCCAGACUGAACGAGGCUCAGCUGUCAGUGAGGAGGAUCACAGACGACAAGAAGGUGGAGACCAGAAAGAUUAACACAAACAGUCUGAAACAGAGACUGCGCCUGAAAGAAGCCAGCGUGUCUUAAGGAAGCAUUUAAAUAAUAACAUCUGGAUCAUAAGGAUGGUGCAAACAUCUCUGCUGGAUCCGCCUGAGUCAGACGGGAUUCUUGGACUUCUGAAUGUCGUGGAUCAGGGGAGCAUGAUGACAACAUCUGUGCAGGUUUCCCUCUACUGAUCAUCUCAACAAGUGAUUUCACAGAUAAUCAGGACAUUAAAUCAGGGGGAGGAGCUCAUCACUAAAUCCACCUGCUGAGGUGAUCUGCACCGUCUUUGUGGCACAGUGUUGUCCACGCUCAUCUUUGAUGGACACAAGAUGGACAUAUUUAUUUAUCACUUCAGUUAUUCACCAGCACUUUUAAGUGUGAGGAUGUCAAUCAAAAAUAAAGAGCAAUGUCUUGACUUCAGACUUCAUCUUCAUCUUCCAAAUGUGCAUAUUCUUAAUGUUUUGCCAAAAAUAAAAACCACAAAUAAAGUUAGAUUCCAAACUGUUUAUUUCUAAAUACUUUUAUGAUUACUGUACUUUACACAUGGCGCUAAGAAAAAUGGCAUUUAAACAUUUUUGAACAUCCCACAUAGUGGAAACAAAAUAAGUCCUUUCUGAAGCAUCCUGUGGCUUUGGUGUAAAAACAUUCACGAGCCUGGAUUAUUAUUUCUGCACGCAAACAUCUGCAACAUCUGUCAGGACAUGAACACUCAAAUUGACGAUUUAAAACCAAAACCACUGAUGAAAUCUGAUUGAAAUGUUUUGUUUUCACUUAACUGCUGUGAUGUUUCAUAUUUGGAGGAGGUGAUGGCGAUGGUGUGGGUGUGGUCUUGAAGAGAGCUGAUGUCCUUGUAGUGUCUUCUGCUGCAGGAUGCAGAAGUUACUGUUCAAAAUGUUCUGAAUUUAAGACCCCAAACUGAAAAAAAGACAAUUGUUGGACAAACCUAAAACAAGUGCUUCAUUAGUUUAACCCCAUUUAUACCAAGAGCCUCCUUAUGUACCAUCAAACACCUUUU
Molecule: messenger RNA, 1492 nt
Organism: Thalassophryne amazonica
Lineage: Eukaryota; Metazoa; Chordata; Actinopteri; Batrachoidiformes; Batrachoididae
Product: formin-1-like
Exons: 6
Coding region: 190-519 (109 amino acids)
Source: RefSeq, a predicted model, not a curated record